Molecule: messenger RNA, 730 nt
Organism: Durusdinium trenchii
Lineage: Eukaryota; Dinophyceae; Suessiales; Symbiodiniaceae
Source: the annotation of a GenBank genome assembly
CGCAGUCACAACAAGCAGAAUGAGUCAUGAGCCUUGUUGGGCGGGCUUGCACCACUGGUGCAAUUGUCCUGGCUACGCUUGUUUGGCAUUUGGGUCAGCCAGUUGAGUACACCUUCCUACUUGCAACCUUCGAGGAUGCAGAGGACUCUGCCCUAUCGGCAGCAGAGGCAUUUCGGAACGCAGCUCUUCCGCCAGAACUGCUUCGCAAGCUCAAGGGUCCUGUUUGGACCAGUGAUGCCAAAGGAGAAGGCUGGGGCCUUUUGGGAGACUGAAGAGACGAUUCAGUGCAUGCGUGGGGAAGCCUUGAUAGAUUUCUUGAGACUUUGGACGCCUGAGCCCUUCUGGGUUUUGACAGUAGUCGCCCUCCUUUUGGAUGGGCGCCUGGAAGACUGGCUGCGGAAUCCGCAGUAUGUCCUGGAGGACGUGACACGCCGAACUGCACAGAUGAGAUACGGUACCUUUGAGGACGUUUGCUGCUUUGGGACUGGACACCUGGUACGAAUGGCAAAGCGCUUGCAGCGGUACUGGAAUGAUUGGGUGGCCCGCACCUGGACUGCCAACGUUCAAUUCUCACAGGAUCCAAAUCUUUGCAAGAGCCAAAGCAGGCUUCACUGUGGAAGAGUUUUUGCUGGGAAUACUGCCUGGCAGCACGUCGUCUUGUGGGAGGCCGAUCCAAGUGAGCCAACCAGCGGACUGCGCUUGCAGCCCAUUUGAUGCGACCGCUGGGUGG